UUUGUUGCGCAUCAAGCCGUAACCUUUUUUGCCACAAAACUGCGCCACCCUCGCCCGCACUCUUCUCACACGCUCUUAUCUCCACACGCCAUCAACUGUACCAGAUCGGUAUGAACAAUCCGCUUGCGCUUCUUGUGGCUCUCACGCUGCUUGUGACUCUUGUCGCUGCCCGGCCUGUGGCGCAGUGCCCGUCAGCGCUGCGCGACCGCGACUGCGGCGCGUGUGUCUCGUCGUUUACCGACAAUGGGCCUUGCCACUUUUGCAAGCCAGUCGGCAACGAUCCCGCCCGCUGCUAUGCUAGCGGGACGUACUCGUGCAACUUGCCGGUCACCAACUCGACGCGGGCGCAGUGCCCACGCUCGCCGCCGCCGCCGCCACCGGGAUGCAACCCGGACGCAUCGUGCCCGCCGUCCCCGCCGUGCGCCGCCGGCGUCCUUCCGACCCGCUCGGCUGAGCCAAACUGCUGUCUCUCAUGCCGUCCGCCGUGCGAGGGCCAGGGCCUCCGUCCCGCGUCGGGCGCAACGACCUGCGCUCCCGGCGUCCAGCCGACGAUCGACACUUCGGCCUGCACCGUUUCGUGCACUCGGCCGCCGAUCUGCAACGCGACCGCCUCGAUUCCGCCGUGCUCCGCCUCGACGCCGCCGACGAUUGACACCCGCUCUGGAUGCCCGUCGUGCCGGCUCGCCGGUGGCGAGCUUGCUUGCCGGUCGUCGACGUGUUCGAUGAGCCAGUGCGCGGCCAACACCGAGCCGUCGCCGGACUCGGGCAACCUGUGCUGCCUCACCUGCCGCCCGCGGCCGCGGUGCGAUCCCAAGCAGUGCGAGGCAUCGUUUGACAUGCUCCGCGCCUGCGACGCCGGUGAAGAGCCGAUCUUUGAGUCGGACUCGUGCUGCCCGUCGUGCCGCAUCCAGGACGCCGAUGCAGUGCUUCCGGCUCCCGACGGGACGUGCACUCGCGAGCAGCGUGCGGCGUGCGCGUCGGCGCGCCCGAUGUGCGAGCCAACCGAGACGCCGGUCUUUGCUCGCGGCUCGGCGUGCUGUGCCACCUGCCGUCGCCCGCUGGCCACCUGCUCUCUCGACGACGUCGCCGCCUGCGCCACCACCAUCCGCGACUGCGAGGACGGCGAGGAGUCUGUCAUGCUCAAGGAGUCUUGCUGCCCGUCGUGCAAGCCGGCCGCGCCAUCGUGCGCCCCGGCGUGCGACGAGUCAUCUCAGAUCUGCGGCCUCCGCGCCAACGCCACCUCGACCGCCCCGACCUGCCUCAACGUUGACUCGGUCACCUUUGAGAUCGAGGGCACCACGCCUGCUGCCAACACCGUCCUCUCCCAGUUUGCUGUCGACAACGUCCGCGCCCUCCUUCUCGAGCUUGUGGACCGCUAUUGUGACGCCGUCGACAACAUCGACGUCUGCGCCGUCUACCGCGAUGCCGUCGUCACGUCCGCCCGCUGCGCCCUCAACUCGGCCGCCGGCGCUACCCCGAUCCAGGUCACCUGCAAGGUUCCUUCUGCCCGUACUCGCUCGGCCACCUCGUCAGCCACCUUCCUGGAGGCUGCCACCACCUCGGACUCGUCCGACUACCGCGUCACCGUCGCGUCCGGCCCAUCGUCGACCACCUCGUCCGCCGCCGCCCUCUCCCCGGCCACCCGCCAUGCCAUCGCUGGCCUUGCCGUCGCCACUGCCGCCGUCCUCACCGCAAUCUAG
Thecamonas trahens ATCC 50062 is the source of this 1700-nucleotide messenger RNA. RefSeq lists its product as uncharacterized. Lineage: Eukaryota; Apusomonadida; Apusomonadidae. The coding region runs from base 111 to 1700 and encodes 529 amino acids. The record is from RefSeq and is a predicted model, not a curated record. The transcript has a single exon.